Myotis daubentonii (Daubenton's bat) is the source of this 7746-nucleotide messenger RNA. RefSeq names its product PH domain and leucine rich repeat protein phosphatase 2 (gene PHLPP2). Lineage: Eukaryota; Metazoa; Chordata; Mammalia; Chiroptera; Vespertilionidae. The record is from RefSeq and is a predicted model, not a curated record. Gene Ontology annotation, molecular function: protein binding. Gene Ontology annotation, cellular component: cytoplasm.
CGCGCGCGCCGCCGAGGCUCCGCGCGCCGUCGCGCCGGCCGGGCGUCCCUGUGCAGCCUCUGCCGCCGAUGGGGGAGGUGGAGCCGGGGCCCGCGGGCCCGCUCGAGCCCCCGGAGCCGCCCGAAGCGACCGCGAGCCGCCGGCCGGGCGGGAUUCGGGUCCUGAAGAGAAAUAUGAAACGCAAUGGGAGCAGAAAUUGUUUGAAUAGGAGAAGUAGGUUUGGUUCUCGAGAAAGAGACUGGCUGAGAGAAGAUGUGAAGAGAGGCUGUGUUUACCUUUAUGGAGCAGACACGACCACUGCCACUACAACUGCCACCUCCUCUGCCUCCUCCUCCUCCGCCUCCUCCUCAUCCUCCGACUUACAUCUUGUCCUUUGCACAGUAGAGACUCCAGCAUCAGAAAUAUGUGCUGGAGAGGGAAGGGAAAGUCUUUAUUUACAGCUGCAUGGAGACCUGGUCAGCAGGAGACUGGAACCCACCGAACGACCUCUUCAGAUAGUUUAUGAUUACUUAUCCAGGCUGGGCUAUGACGACCCUGUGCGCAUACAGGAGGAGGCAGCAAAUCCUGACCUCGGCUGCAUGCUUCGCUUUUAUGGUGAGAAACCAUGCCAGAUGGAUCAACUGGAUCGAAUCCUUCUCUCUGGCAUCUAUAAUGUACGCAAGGGGAAAACCCAGCUGCAUAAGUGGGCUGAACGCCUAGUUGUUCUCUGUGGCACCUGCCUCAUCGUUUCCUCAGUGAAGGACUGUCAAACUGGAAAGAUGCACAUUUUGCCUCUCGUUGGGGGAAAGGUAGAAGAAGUGAAGCGAAGGCAGUACUCCCUUGCAUUCAGCUCAGCUGGAGCCCAGGCUCAGACCUAUCAUGUCAGCUUUGAGACUUUGGCUGAGUACCAGAGAUGGCAACGGCAAGCAUCCAAGGUGGUGUCCCAGCGAAUUAGUACUGUCGACCUCUCAUGUUACAGCCUCGAGGAGGUUCCUGAGCAUCUCUUCUACAGUCAAGAUAUCACCUACCUCAACUUGCGACAUAACUUCAUGCAACUAGAAAGGCCAGGGGGCCUUGACACUCUUUACAAAUUUUCUCAUCUGAAGGGCCUGAACUUGUCCCAUAACAAACUUGGGUUGUUUCCUGUAUUGUUAUGUGAGAUUUCUACACUGACUGAGCUAAAUCUUUCCUGUAAUGGAUUUCACGACCUGCCAAGUCAGAUUGGCAAUCUCCUAAAUCUUCAAACUCUCUGUCUUGAUGGCAACUUUCUGACUACUUUGCCUGAAGAAUUGGGAAAUCUGCAACAGCUUUCCUCCCUUGGAAUUUCCUUCAACAACUUCAGUCACAUUCCCGAGGUGUAUGAGAGACUCACCGUGUUAGACAAAGUGGUUAUGGCAGGAAAUCGACUGGAAGUCCUAAACCUAGGGGUGCUGAGCAGGAUGAGCCAUAUCAAGCACGUAGACUUGAGGAUGAACCAUUUGAAAACCGUGGUAAUUGAAAAUCUGGAGGGGAAUAAAUACAUCACUCACAUGGAUUUGCGGGACAACCAACUGACUGACUUAGAUCUUAGCUCCUUCUGUAGCUUGGAGCAGCUGCAUUGUGAGCGGAACCAGCUGAGGGAGCUGACACUCAGUGGCUUCUCCCUGCGGACUCUCUACGCCAAUUCCAACAGGCUGACAGCAGUGAAUGUCUAUCCAGUACCCAGUCUUCUCACAUCUUUAGAACUUUCCAGAAACCAGCUGGAAUGUGUCCCUGACUGGGCCUGUGAAGCAAAGAAGAUAGAAGUAUUAGAUGUGAGCUAUAAUCUUCUGACAGAGGUUCCUAUGAGAAUUCUUAGCAGCUUGAGUCUUAGGAAACUGAUGGUGGGACACAAUCACGUGCAGAACCUCCCCGUGCUUAUGGAGCACAUCCCUCUGGAGGUGUUGGACAUCCAGCAUAACCUGCUCACCAGGCUGCCGGACACCCUCUUCUCCAAGGCCUUAAACCUCAGGUACUUGAAUGCAUCCGCAAAUAGUCUGGAGUCCUUGCCAUCUGCUUCUGCAGGGGAGGAGAGCCUGAGUGCCCUGCAGCUGCUCUAUCUGACCAACAACCUCCUGACAGAUCAGUGUGUGCCUGUCCUGGUCGGGCACCCACACCUGCGAAUCUUGCAUCUUGCAAACAACCAGCUACAAACUUUUCCCGCAAGCAAACUAAAUAAAUUGGAACAAUUGGAGGAACUGAACCUAAGUGGCAACAAGCUUAAAACCAUUCCCACGACCAUAGCGAACUGCAAAAGGCUGCACACCCUUGUCGCACACUCCAACAACAUCAGCAUUUUCCCAGAAAUACUGCAGUUGCCUCAGAUCCAGUUUGUAGACCUAAGUUGCAAUGACUUGACAGAAAUCCUGAUCCCAGAGGCCCUGCCUGCUACCUUACAGGACCUUGACCUGACUGGAAAUACAAACCUGGUUCUGGAACACAAGACGCUGGACACAUUUAGCCAUAUCACAACCCUGAAAAUUGAUCAGAAACCUUUGCCAACCACGGAUCCUACAGUUACAUCAACUUUCUGGAGCCAUGGACUGGCUGAGAUGGCAGGGCAGAGGAACAAGCUGUGUGUAUCUUCGCUAGCUGUGGAUACCUUUGCAGAGGGCGUGGGAGCGGUAUACGGCAUGUUUGAUGGGGACCGGAAUGAGGAGCUUCCCCGCCUCCUGCAGUGCACGAUGGCGGACGUGCUUCUGGAGGAGGUCCAGCAGUCAUCCAGUGACACCGUUUCCAUGGCUCACACCUUCUUGGUAUCUCACAGGAAAUUAGGGAUGGCUGGUCAGAAGCUGGGCUCCUCUGCUCUUCUUUGUUACAUCCGCCCUGACACUGCCGAUUCAACAAGUAGUUUUAGCUUGACGGUGGCCAACGUGGGCACGUGCCAAGCAGUCUUGUGUCGAGGUGGGAAACCAGUUCCCCUCUCUAAAGUCUUCAGCCUGGAACAGGAUGCGGACGAGGCCCAGAGAGUGAAGGACCAAAAAGCCAUCAUAACAGAGGAUAACAAAGUGAAUGGGGUAACCUGCUGCACCCGGAUGCUGGGCUGUACAUACCUCUACCCUUGGAUCCUCCCCAAGCCCUACAUCUCUUCCACUACACUUACCAUUCAGGACGAGUUGCUGAUUCUGGGAAACAAAGCAUUGUGGGAACACUUGUCAUAUACAGAAGCUGUCAGUGCAGUGCGUCACGUACAAGACCCAUUAGCAGCUGCCAAGAAGCUGUGCACAUUAGCCCAGAGCUACGGUUGUCAGGACAAUGUGGGGGCAAUAGUGGUUUAUUUGAACAUUGGGGAGGAAGGCUGCACUUGUGAGAUGAAUGGGCUCAGCCUCCCAGGUCCUGUGGGAUUUGCUCCGACCACCACCAUCAAGGACCCUCUCAAACCAACCACUCCUUCCUCCAGCAGUGGGAUCGCCUCUGAGUUCAGCAGUGAGAUGUCCACGUCAGAGGUGAGCAGUGAGGUGGGAUCCACUGCUUCUGAUGAACAUAACACUGCUGGCCUGGAUGCCAGCUUGCUCCCACGGCCAGAGAGGCGCUGCAGCCUCCAUCCCACCCCCACCUCUGCGGUGUUUCAGCGCCAGCCUUCAUGUGCGACUUUCUCGAGUAACCAGUCUGACAAUGGCCUGGACAGUGACGAUGACCAGCCCGUUGAAGGGGUCAUAACCAAUGGCAGCAAAGUAGAGGUGGAAGUGGAUAUCCACUGCUGUCGGGGGAGGGAGAACUCGCCCACGCUCCCAAAGAAUUCUCCGGCCCCACGUCCUGAGGAGCAUGGGAGAGGAUUGUUUUUUGGGAUCCGAAGACAGAACAGUGUGAACAGUGGCAUACUUCUACCAAUGAGCAAGGACAAGAUGGAGCUACAGAAGUCUCCCUCCACCUCCUGUCUCUAUGGGAAGAAACUCUCCAAUGGCUCGAUUGUACCCCUGGAAGACAGCCUGAACCUCAUCGAAGUGGCCACAGAAGCACCCAAGAAGAAAACGGGCUAUUUUGCUGCCCCCACUCAGCUGGAGCCAGAGGAUCAGUUUGUUGUGCCUCGUGACCUGGAAGAAGAAGUGAAGGAGCAAAUGAAGCAACACCAGGAAAGCAGGCCCGAGCCUGAGCUGAUUGAAGAGGAUCGGACCGAGCUCCCUGAGGAGUUUGACACAGCACUGUAAUCCUCCCCAGCAGCUCAGUGUUAGGGAAGGCUGUGUGGGGUCAGGGUCGGGGGCCCUUCCAGAGGCAUUUUGCCUCUGCAUUUCUAAACCAUAGAUGAGGGGGGUAGAACUUGGAGCCAAAAAUGGUGAGAGCUAUCAGGGUCUUCUCUGGAUAAGCUAGUAAACACCAUCAGUGUUAAGUUUCACAUUUAACCUGCACUGGGAUUCCCAGAGCUACUGGGAAGAAAGCAGAUGUUGCUCUGUAUCAGUCCUGCCACCUGCCAUUAACCCUUUUCUCUCCUAGGAUAAUUUUGAGAAUUUGCCUGCCUGGGUAGGAAAGGGACUAUUUCUGUGGAGGAAAAUAACUGAAGAUGAUUCCCUUUACUGAUUGCUGCUGAUGGAUCUCUAUGACAGAGGAAUCACCUUAUAUCUCAACCUAACUGAUGGGAUGGGAUGUGACUAGUCACAUGACUUUUCAUUCUUCUCUACGAGAAUACAGCCUAUCAAAAUGAUGUUUAUUGGAAAUGUAGAACCAAUCAAACAGAUAAUUUAUGUAUGUAAUGUAACGAGAGCACUUUUCAUUGACUGUGAACUUUUUAUUUUCGAAUCUGCACUCGAGCCAAUCUUCUUAGAGGCAGCCCAGCACCUUCUUCUCCAUAGGUAGAAUGAGCAUCAGGUGUUGGAGCCUUGCAUGAGGGUACUAGGCAGGGUCCUGGGAAAUUGAUUUAAUUGUUGGAUGUCAGACUGUGAAAGCUCCUGAGAAGCUUGUGGGGAUGAAUAUGGGAAAGAAGUGAAGACUAAGACUACUUCCCCCAAAUCACACAAAAAGAAAAAAGCUAUUGAUGAAUGUGACACCUGCUAGGAGUUUCCCAGCAGGUCACAAGAGGGGCAUUUGGGGAUUGGCCUCUUUCAUAACACCUGAUGGAGUGGCAGUCAGCCUCCAGUAUGUAGGGCCAAGGCUGAUGCUGCUCACAUCCAAGUAACCGUGAGUUACAGCAGAUGACCCGGAACAGAGGAUGGGUGGAGCUCAGGCGUUAGGUUCCUUCUCUUACUCUAGCUUAGGGAUGGUUUUCUAAAAUGUUGCAGGUGAGUGGAGAGUUCACCUCUUUAGUGUUUAACAGAGUACUGAAAACUGCUUAUCCACGUCACAUGGUUCGAGAAUACUGGGUUUAAUUACUAAUACAAGAAAGAAUUUAAAAAUCCUAAGCUCACAGAAAACCUGGUUUACUGUAUUUUUUGCACAUUCCAUGUAACCCUAGCAAAAUGCAGUUCCUUCCAUAUUUCUGUUCUUUUGCCUUUUCCAUUAGAAGAUUUACUUAGGAAAAUGAAUUUCUAUUUAUUCUUACAAAAUUUUGACACUGCUUGAUUUUACCCAGUGGGGACUAUGCUUUGAAUGAUUUCUAGAAUACUUUCACAAUUAAAAAGAAAGCAGAGUGGAACCAUUUUUAAUUUGUUUCAUGAGCAAUAAUGUUAAAGAUAGGGUUGAAAUAUACGUAAGUAGGGUCCUAUCCACAAAUGGUUGGUCAUCAUGUAUCUUUACCCUUUCAGAGGCCCCAUACCCACAGGCGUGUUUUGGUGGGGUACAUACACUCUUGGGGGAUUCCAUACCACUUCAAUGACUAAGUUCAACCCCUCAAGAAUCUGAAUUUGGCUCCCCAAAUUUUCAGGAAUACUUGACUUCCCUGUGUCAAACUACUGGUCAGCUACUGCAGAAUUUUAGAACUCAGGUCUUGAUGUGAAGUGGGGAACACAGUAGUUCAUACAAAGUUUAGGUGCUGUUAGAAAGAUGGGAACAAUAGUGUGUUGCUGCCUUAUUUUUAUAUAUGAAAAUGAAAAAAUAAAGUGAAGGGAAAAUGAAAAUGAAGGAAAUACCCAAGAUAAUAGUGAUGGGUGAUGUAAAACAGCUUUCUACCCAGACAGCAGAAGCUCUGAGUUAUAGAAUAGUGAUGUUGUCUAGAAGAGAAAGUUGUUUUGGGAAUAUACCACUUUAAUAGUAUAGUCUCUUAAAAAUUGUCCUUUAUCUGUGAACCUUCUUCUUGUCUUCUCUUUGUUACCCACCCUUAAUGGAACCAUCAUGAAACCCACUUCUGAAAUGGCUUUUCCAGAAGUUAAAUACAUUUAGUUUCAGUCAGAAGAAUUCCGAAGUUCCAGAUGUUCUGUGUGGUAGAUUUAUUUUCAGGAAAUAUUAAGUUGUGUUGGAUAUCUUUAAUAUAGGCUAUACCAAAACUAUUUAUUCUUUUUUGUAACUUCCUUUAGUUCAUUUUUUUCUAUAAUUGCUCUGUAUUAACACAGAGGGUAAAAAGGCCAUAGCCCAUUACCAAAAAUAUACAGAAUCUUCUGUGAGGUCGUUUGCAGUCAUUGUGUGAACCGAUUAGACUGUCAGGUGGUGAAAGACAGUAAUCUGUCUCCAGGUGAAUGUAACCUACUUCCUAGGACUUUACCCAGAGGAUGUGUUCCCCAGGUGGGCAGAGAACCAUUGAUCUCUAGUCCAGAGAUCCUGGCCUCUGCAUGAUUCUCAGGUUUCCGUGUGUACCUCCCAUUUAAUAGAAAAGUUUAAGAGAAUUUCUGAAAAUAACACCACUCCUGCUGAUGGGAGCAGUUCAGCAGUCCUAUGGAAGAAAGAAAAAUACACGCGUCUUGGCAGCCAUGGUAUUCUUCCUUUUAUCCACAUGAAUCGGGAAUAUAUGUGAACAUUUGAAUGCUGGUAUAUCAGAGCUACCGUGCUACCAUAGAGUCAUUGAAUUACCACUCCUAAUGCAAGUGAAGGUUUUAUUAUACUACUGUGAGUGUGAGUGUGCGUGCAAUACAUUUGUGAGUUCCUCUUCCUGGUGUGUAGAAGAGCCAACACGAGCAGCGUGGUAAUCAUUGGGUGCUAUUGUAAUUGUUUGUAGCGAGUGCUAUUUUUCAGGAGAUGGAGCCAGUUAGUUAGGUUUGGCUGAUCUACUGACUAUCAUGUGAUGCUCUUCUUCCCAUGUAGACCUUCAGCAAAAGCAGGUACUUGGAAGCCACAGGCUCACCUUCUCUCUCUACUCAAUAAUUAUUAAUGAAGAGACCUCCAUAAGGGAGCACUUGGCUGUUAUCAAUAAAUGUACCAAUUAUUAAACAGUCUCCAAGCCAUUCAGUGAUGUCUGCAGCAUCACGACAGAACUGUCCUGUGUCACUUUUUACUUCCCUCUGGGUGGGGCCUUUUAGAUUCCCCAAUCAUGGAGGCAAGUUAAUCUUUCUCUCCAGGUAGUGACUUUUGCCCCAUAGCUGGGUAAGCACUUCCUAGAUUGAGAAAAGCAGCUACAGUAAAUCCUGCUCUGUUUCCCUCAUUUGGUGAUCAUUCAAAUCACACAUAAGCUCCCUGUACUCUAAUUUUCAUGCACUUCUCCCAGACACUAUGGGUUUUCUCUCACUGUUGCCAAUGGACGUCACCCAAACAGUGAGUUCCUAUCUUACGGUUUUGUGCAAUCAUCGUCGUAUUGUAGUCCUAAGACUCAUUAUAGUGUAUUUUUGAUAUUUUUGAAAUGUGUUAAAUUUUUUAAUUCAAUAAUAUGAGCCAGAGCAUGUUGCAGCAAAUCUAUUAUUUGUAAAAAAUAACAAUAACAACAAUAAUAAAUAAAAUAAAAUGGAAUAUCUU